Molecule: messenger RNA, 1227 nt
Organism: Rhopalosiphum padi (bird cherry-oat aphid)
Lineage: Eukaryota; Metazoa; Arthropoda; Insecta; Hemiptera; Aphididae
Exons: 1
Coding region: 667-1227 (186 amino acids)
Source: RefSeq, a predicted model, not a curated record
CUAUAGUUUAGGGUGACCAUACGUCCCGUAUUAUACGGGAUUGUCCCGUUUUUCCACUUUGUGUCCCGUUGUCCCGACAAAAGUUAUACGGGACGCAUUUUGUCCCGUAUUUUCAAGUAGGUCCCGUAUUAUUCCCGUUUUUCUCUUUAUUGUUAAUUUAUAAUUUUAUAAUUUUUUUUUUUUUUAUUCUACGAUAUUUUUGUAUCACAAUAUUCAAUAAAACAUCUAAUCUAUACUUAUCAGAAUUAUUUUUAGAUUCUUGUCUUAACAAUAAAUUAUUAUAAUUGCUGCGAGUUGAAAAUAGAGAACUAAUAAUGUCACAUUAUUAUCGACACGUUAAACCGACGAUUAUAAAUACUAAUGAUAUAACGAUAACGUACAAAAUGUUAUUAAUAUUAUUAUAUUGAUGUGUGACGUCGUCUACUAAAUAAGUACAAUUCCAUUCACCACAACCAGUUUGUUGUCAAAUAUAAUGUCUAUUUUUAUUUUAUAAUAUCUAUGUAAAAUUAUAAAUAUAAUUUGUUAUUAAUAUUUAUACGUGAGUGUCGAGUUCACGAUGACAUUCACAGUGUAGUCGUAGUCGUAGUGACGUAUUGACGUGUCACGUGUAGUUUAUUAAGCUUAUUUAAAAUUCAGUGUACCAUAAUACCUAAUUUGUUUUUUAAAAUGCCCAAAAGACGGUGCGUUUUUACUCCACAAUUAAAAUUAGAAUUUCCUUUUUUACAAGAUGCUGACGAAGUAGGAAAAAUAUUUUGUACCAUAUGUAAGUCAGUGUUUUCUAUAGAACAUGGUGGACGUUCAGACAUAACACAACAUGUUACAAAAGUAAAAAAACAUUUACUGGCAUUAUCAGCUGCAUCAAAACACGAAAAGGUAACUUCUUUUUUUUUAAAAAAUGAUCCGAGUGGGUCCACUGACGAAAGUAGACGUACUGCAGCACAAGAAGGGAUAUUCGCAUUUCAUACCGUGAUACACAAUCACUCAUUUCGAUCAAUGGACUGCACAUCAUCUCUUUUAAAACAAAUGUAUAAUAAAAAAUUUACAUGUGCGAGAACUAAGGCUGAAUCGAUUGUUUUAAAUGUGUUAGCUCCUUUCGCCAUGCAACAAAUUUAUAAGGAAAUAGAAAAUAUAAAUUUUGCUACAAUUAUGAUAGAUACUUCUAACCAUAAGAACCUAAAAAUCGUACCAAUUUUAAUACGUUAUUUCAAACCAAAUUCGGGAAUAUAA